CACCCUUAAAAAUUGGCAUUUGCCACUGACAACACUAUUCACUGCUCAUGCGCUCAUCUCUUCAAGAAAAUUAACUCAAUGGCCAACCCCAUAUAUAGAUAUAUAUUGCAGAUGUCAAGAGAUAGCAGUGAAAGAGCAGUUUCCUCAGUUUAGCAGACUUCCUCAUAACUCAGUGCACUGACUUGAGUUUUCAAUCACCAAAAAAAAAAAAAAAACUGCCACAUUUCAGAUUAAAGCCAGAAGUUUUCAUCUAAACCACCGAUUUUCAUGCACCCUUUAUUUAUUUUUUCCACUCACUAAAUAAAUAUAUAAGUCCAUGGGUUGUUUCAAGAAACUGAAACAAGAGUAAAGUGUGGAGAAAAGGGGGAAAAAGGGACUGUGGGAAAGAGGACAAAAACCCACUACUAGGUAAAAAGUUGCAGUAGGAGCACUAGAAGAGUGAAUCAGACCUUUUAAUUUUUAAUUUAUUUUUAUGGGGUAUUUUUUAUUUUUAUUUUUGUUGAUUUAACUUUUGAUUUGUGGGUCUUUGUCUGCAUGUAAGGCUUUGGGUCUUUAUGAUGCAAAGAAAUGGUUUUUUGCUGAAAUAAUACAGUGUUGUAAGUAUUACACAAGAAACAAAAGAGGGGAAAAAAAGUAAAGAGGGAAGAGAGAAAAGAUGACUAAUUUUUUGUUGCUUUUGUAAAUGUUUAGUCUUGAUGAUGACUAUUGAGGUCUCAUGUCGGUUCUUAGAUAUGAUGGAUUCUUCUUGCUGAAAGAAAGUUGCUUUAUUCAUCCCUUCUUUGGAUCCUUACUUUCUGGUACAAAAUAGUUUCUGGGGUUGGUUAAAAAUUGAAUCUUGAUGGUAGUUUUAAGCUGAAAUAAUCAAGGAAGAUCUUUAUGCUAAGGAAAAGUUCAAGAUCAAGAAUCUUUUAAGCAAGUUAUAAUGGCAGAUUAUAGUUCUUUACCAUCUCCAAUGGAGAAUUCAAGAAAAACCUCUUCCUCUUUUUUUGGUUCACCAAGGUUGUUCACUUGUUUUGCUAGUAAGGGGUUUCCUGAUACUGAGUCUAUUAUGAGUCCUACUUCAAUUCUUGAUAGUAAGCCUUUCACUGCUUUUAGAAACCCCUUUUGGUCUGAUUCAAACUCAAACACUCCAAAAUCCCCUAAACCAGAAAGUAGAGUUCAUUUUCAGAAACUUGACUCAAAAGGGGUUGGUCUUGGCCUUGUUGAUGCUCUCAUUGAUGAAAAAUCUGAUUCUAAAGAAUUGAAUUCUGUGAGUAGAAUGGUUGUUCUUGGUUCACAAUUGAAGAUUCAGAUCCCUACAUUGCCUCCUCCUUUCAAUUACCCUACUGAUUCACCACCUUCUCCUGGUGAUUUUGGUAUCAAGACUAGAAAUUCUCAGUUAGGUUCUUUAUCUCCUGGCUUUUCUCCAUCUCCUGUGAAGAAAUCUCCAUUUGGGUCCUCAAAUUCUAACAUAGACAUCCCAAAUUCACCAGGGGCUUUUAGUAGUCUCUCUGCUGCUGAAAUGGAGCUUUCUGAGGAGUAUACUUGUGUAAUUUCAUAUGGUCCAAAUCCAAGAACCACUCACAUAUUUGAUGAUUGCAUUCUUGAAAGCUGUUGUGGUGUUGUUAAGUACUCUGCAUCAAGAAAAGAAAAUGAGACUUUUCCUAUUCCUCCAAUGAGCUAUCCAUCUGAGAGUUUUCUCAGCUUCUGUCACAAUUGCAAGAAGAAUCUUGGAAUAGGGAAAGACAUUUACAUGUACAGAGGUGAGAAGGCAUUUUGCAGCAGUGAAUAUGCAGAUACAAAGAAAUGAUGUUGGAGGAAGGAAUGGAUAAAUCAGAGACUGAUGAUAAUGUAUUUGGUAUUAUUUCCUAAUAAUAAUAAUAAUAAUAAUAAUUGAUGAGUGAUAGCAAGUUUUGUCCUAGUAGCAACUUGCAAGGUGUUAAAAGAGUAUUUGCAGAUUCAAAAACUGUUUUUUGUAAAUUGGAUAAUUGAAUCUGUUUAGAUGUCUCUUGUCACUUUUUUAUUUUUAUUUUUUUUUGGUUUAAGGGGAGUAAGAAAAUGUCUUUGUUGAGGAGGAAGAAGAAGGCUAAUGAGAUAAUAUUUGAAGUGAUUGAUGAAAUUUUUAUUUUAUUGAAAAAAAAUAUUGUAGUAGGUGAUUAUGGUGUCUGACACUACUUUGGAUGCUUUAUUGAAAGUUUAAUAUAAAUUAUGUUGAUUUAGAGUAAA
This is a messenger RNA of Solanum dulcamara, 2205 nucleotides long. RefSeq names its product FCS-Like Zinc finger 8-like. NCBI's taxonomy places the organism in Eukaryota, Viridiplantae, Streptophyta, Magnoliopsida, Solanales, Solanaceae. Bases 923 to 1789 code for a protein of 288 amino acids. The record is from RefSeq and is a predicted model, not a curated record. The transcript has 3 exons.